GACAAUAUUGACAAUGAAGCAUUUGCUUACAUUUUUCAAUAAAGAAUUUUACAUUUUUGUAAAUAUUAAAGUGAAAUAUGUCUGUAAUUGACGGCCGUCCUGCACAAUAUGGUAUUACUCUAAAACAACUUCGUAACCUUAUGGAAUAUAGGGGCGCAGAUGGAAUAGAAAAAAUUCAAGAACUAGGUGGAAUGCAAGAAAUAUGUAAAAAAUUAUACACAUCGCCAAGCGAAGGACUGCGUGGUACAGAAAUAGAUUUAGCACAUAGGAGAGACACAUUUGGAUCAAAUUCAAUUCCUCCAAAGCCUUCAAAAACGUUUUUAAAAUUAAUAUGGGCAGCUCUACAGGAUGUUACCCUUAUUAUUCUAGAAGUAUCAGCUAUAAUAUCUUUAUUGCUUACUCUUUAUCACCCCGUACAAGAAGAUUCAGAAGGUGAUGAUGACGAAAAAAAUUAUGGAUGGAUAGAAGGACUAGCAAUUUUAAUUUCUGUUAUAGUAGUGGUACUUGUAACAGCAUUUAACGAUUAUUCUAAAGAAAAGCAGUUUCGCGGAUUACAAAAUCGAAUAGAAGGAGAACAUAAAUUUGCAGUAAUUAGACAAGGAGAAGUCAAACAAAUAUCGGUUACUGAAAUAGUUGUAGGUGAUAUUUGCCAAAUUAAAUAUGGAGACCUUUUGCCGGCAGACGGAAUUCUUUUACAAUCUAAUGAUUUAAAGAUAGAUGAGUCUUCGCUUACGGGUGAAUCAGACCACGUCAAAAAGGGAGAAACUUUUGACCCAAUGAUACUCUCUGGUACUCAUGUUAUGGAAGGAUCUGGUAAGAUGUUAGUUACAGCCGUAGGUGUUAACUCGCAGGCGGGUAUUAUCUUCACAUUAUUAGGAGCAGGUGUGGGUCAACAAGAAGAUGGAAAAAAGAAACCGAAGAAAGGUCAUGAUGAAAGCGUAGCUGAAAGCAGCCAUGUAGACAAAGACAAGAUAGAUCCAGGAGUUGCCAGGAAAGAAUUCGAGGUUGAUGCGUCUGCACAAGAUGUCAAAGUCAGAGGCGUCCAGUCUAAAAAACUUGCUGAAGAAAAAUCCAAAAAAGAAAAAUCUGUACUUCAAGCUAAGCUUGCAAAACUCGCCCUACAGAUCGGUUAUGCUGGAACCUUCAUUGCAGCUCUCACUGUUGUCAUUCUGAUAGUACAAUUCUGUAUCAAGACCUUUGUCAUCAAACGUCAACCAUGGAAACACGCAUACGCUAACUAUUUUGUUCGUUAUCUUAUUAUUGGUGUUACUGUACUUGUAGUAGCUGUUCCUGAAGGAUUGCCGCUGGCUGUUACCCUGUCUCUAGCUUAUAGUGUCAAGAAAAUGAUGAAAGAUAACAACUUGGUUAGGCAUCUUGAUGCCUGUGAAACUAUGGGCAACGCUACUGCUAUCUGUUCGGACAAGACCGGAACUUUGACUACAAACAGGAUGACGGUUGUGCAGUGCUAUAUAUGUGAACAAUUAUGGAAAACUAUGCCUAAGUUCAAUGAUAUACCUACACAUGUCGGAAGUAUUAUCAUUCAAGCUAUUUCAAUAAAUUGUAGCUAUACUUCAAGAAUAUUGCCUCCAGAACGUGGUAGUAAUCUACCAAGACAAGUUGGCAACAAAACAGAAUGUGCAUUAUUAGGAUUUGUCUUAGGACUUCGAAAGAGCUACCAAACCAUCAGAGAUGACCACCCCGAAGAAACAUUCACUCGAGUAUAUACUUUCAAUUCAGACAGAAAAUCAAUGAGUACCGUGAUUCCUCGACCAGGAGGCGGUUACAGAUUGUUUACCAAAGGUGCUUCAGAAAUAAUAUUAGAAAAGUGUGCCUUUAUCUACGGCCAUGAUGGUCGUGUCCAGAAAUUCACAAAAGAUAUGCAGACAAGGCUAUUAAAACUAGUAAUAGAACCUAUGGCUUCUGACGGACUCAGAACCAUUUGCCUUGCUUUUAGAGACUUCGUUCCUGUUACACAAGAAAUAAAUCAGACGUUUAUUGAACGUCAACCUAAUUGGGAUGAUGAAAAAUAUAUUGUUAAUAACUUAACAUGCUUGUGUGUUGUUGGUAUUGAGGAUCCUGUUCGACCAGAAGUACCUGAAGCUAUUAGGAAAUGUCAGAGAGCUGGUAUAACUGUCAGAAUGGUCACUGGUGAUAAUUUAAAUACAGCCGUGUCGAUUGCCACUAAAUGUGGUAUUGUAAAACCAAAUGAUGACUCCCUUAUUCUCGAAGGAAAAGAAUUUAACAGAAGAAUUAGGGACAGCUCUGGAGAAGUUCAACAACAUCUUAUCGACCAAGUUUGGCCUAAGUUGCGUGUUCUUGCGAGGUCCUCUCCAACGGAUAAAUACAUUCUUGUCAAAGGUAUUAUAGACAGCGAGUUGAGUGAUUGUAGGGAAGUCGUAGCUGUAACUGGUGACGGUACAAAUGAUGGACCAGCUUUAAAAAAGGCAGAUGUUGGAUUUGCAAUGGGUAUUGCUGGUACAGAUGUCGCAAAAGAAGCUUCUGAUAUUAUUUUAACUGACGACAACUUCACUAGUAUCGUCAAGGCUGUUAUGUGGGGUAGAAAUGUUUAUGACAGUAUAGCAAAAUUUUUACAGUUCCAACUUACUGUCAAUACCGUUGCUGUUAUCGUUGCUUUUACUGGUGCUUGUGCAGUCCAGGACAGUCCUUUAAAGGCUGUACAAAUGUUAUGGGUGAAUUUAAUUAUGGACACAUUAGCUUCCUUAGCUUUGGCUACUGAAGUGCCUACUGAAGAUUUACUUCUCAGAAAGCCCUAUGGUAGAACAAAACCCUUAAUUUCCAGAACUAUGAUGAAGAACAUUUUAGGACAAGCCAUAUAUCAAUUAGUAGUUAUAUUUACUUUACUUUUUGUAGGUGAUAAAAUUUUGGAUAUCGAAUCUGGAAGAGGAGUGGCAAUUGGUCAUCCACCAACGCAACAUUUUACCGUUAUCUUCAACACUUUCGUUAUGAUGACGCUCUUCAACGAGUUCAACGCUAGAAAGAUUCAUGGACAAAGAAAUAUUUUCGAAGGUAUUUUCACCAAUCCCAUCUUUUAUACUAUCUGGAUUGGAACAUGUGUAGCACAGGUGGGUAUUAUCCACGUAGGUGGUAUAGCGUUUUCUACAACUAGCUUAGACAGAGACCAGUGGUUCUGGUGCGUUUUCUUUGGAGUAGGAUCUCUACUAUGGACGCAGCUUAUCUUAACACUACCAACUAGUAAAAUUCCAAAGAUUUUAACGUGGGGAAGUGGUUAUCCUGAGGAUUAUAUCGAAGCGAUCGCCAUGAGAGAAAGUUAAAGCCAUUCCUUGCUUGUCAGGUAUACUGUAUAAGAAACCUUAGAAAAUCUCAGACGCAGAAUGAAAUACCCAAUUUUAUCAAGAUGGUGACAUGGAGAUAGAAUGGAAGCCCCCUGCAAGCAUAUUUUUCCUUGAGAGGAACUGACGCUAAAAUUUUGAGGAAUAAUGUGAAAGUGAAAAAGAUCGCUGAAAUAUUAGAUGAAUAUGAAGCACAGGUACCUAUGUAUUAUUAUGUCGACUCAUCCAGAAAAAUGUAGCAGUUACUCCAAAAUAAUUCUUAAGCAAAAAUCUGAAAUUAAAUCUGGAUUUUUUAUUUCGAAAUUCCAGAAGAUGAUAUUGUUUUUAAAUAGCAAAAUAACGUGUUCCACAAGGACUAGUUUCAAUUGUAGUAUCCUGAUAAUAUUUUAUUAAAAUAUUUUAAAAUC
Messenger RNA from Diabrotica balteata, 3718 nucleotides. The record is from the annotation of a GenBank genome assembly. Lineage: Eukaryota; Metazoa; Arthropoda; Insecta; Coleoptera; Chrysomelidae.